ACAUCCGUCAUACGUCUUAAAAAAGCAAUAAAAUUUUACUUCAAAGGUAAAGCGAAACAGUUAGAAGAAACCCGUUAUUGUAUUUCGCCACGGGAUGCAAGUCUUACAGCUUGUGCGAAUGAAUUCACCUAAAAGUACUUUUCCUACUCACUAUCAUGUACUAAAAUCCACACCGUAUGGACAUGAAGCAAGACAAGAUAACGUUUUUUAAGCUAUUAGUAGAGCCCAAGACAAACAAGAUUUGUGCAGGAUGUUUCGUCCUGUUAGCUUUCUGCCGAUCCUUUUAGUAAUGCUUAAUGCAUGGGAGAUCACCCAAUCGCUGAACGAAGAACCUGUUCUGACUAACUGUGACAGUACGAAAUGCGUGUUGCCCGACUGUUUAUGCAUGAGCACAAGCCCUCCAAUGGGAUUGCUUCAGGAGGAGAUUCCUCAAAUGGUUUUCAUCACGUUUGACGACGCUAUCGGCGACUGGAUGUAUCCUACGUACGCAAAGAUAUUUGGCAACAGAACCAAUCCCAAUGGCUGUGACAUUGGUAUGACAUUUUACGUAACUCACGAAGGAACCAACUAUCGAUUGGUUAACGAAUUUUUUAAUAGAGGCAACGAAAUCGCAUCGCACACUGUCACACAUAAAAAUGAAUAUUCGUAUUGGAUGAAUACUUCAAUUGACUUUUGGAAAACGGAGGCCGGUCGUCAAAUAAAAAUCAUUAACACUUACAGCAAUGUCCCUCUUGAUAAAAUCCAGGGAUUCCGAGCUCCGUAUCUACAAACAGGUGGUGAUGCAACUUUUACCGCCUUACAAAGUUUGGGCAUGAAUUUUGACUCGUCGUUGCCAUCGAUAAAAUUCAUGGAUCCACCCAUAUGGCCGUUCACAAUGGAUUUCGGCGUCACUCAUGAUUGCGUGGUACCUCCCUGUGGAAACGAAACACAUCCUGGUUUUUGGGAUGUUCCCAUGGUUGCAUUGCAAAGCAGUCAGAAUGGUUCGGUAUGCAGUAUGGCUGAUUCCUGUUUGAAAUCAGGAAAUCUGACCGUUCAAGAGGUUUUUGAUUAUUUCAUGUUCAACUUUGAACGCUAUAACAAAACUCGGGCGCCUUUCGGUAUCUAUCAACAUAUUUACUGGAUUGUAAACGAAGCGGCUGUUCUCGAAGGAUUCGUAAAAUUUCUUGACUAUUUGACGUCCCUCGACUAUGUUUACAUUGUCCCGGUCAGCAAGGGAAUAGAAUGGAUAAGGAAUCCCAUGACAUUGGAAAAGAUGAAAGUAAACAACCCCUUUAGUUGCGAUCCUUCCUCCAUCGAACAGGCGCCAUGUCUAGAACCGCAAGUUUGUUACUACAACGAAUCCGUUCCAGGAGGUGAACGUAGCAUGGGGUCUUGUGUCCCUUGUCCUGUUGAAUAUCCAUGGCUGGAGGAUCGAUCCGUCUCCACUACUCCCGUCUCCACUACUCCCGUCUCCACUACUCCCGUCUCCACUACUCCCGUCUCCACUUCUCCCUUUUCUCAGUCCGCUGCUGCGCUAAAACAGCCCGAGGUCAUUGCGGCCAUUUCGUCAAUUUUGACAAUUUUUGGAUGGUGGAUUCUCUAAAACUAUCGAAUGUUUCCAAAAUUAGUAUCGAUAAUUUCAUUGGCCCAAGUUACUAUGGCUCUGUAAUCAAAGUUAGAUAACAGACUGUGUCGGAGUAAAGAACAGUGUCUACUUUUGUGUUGCUAGCUAUCGUUAAUCUUAUAAUCAGUGGUGCAAUCAAACUCAUCCAUAGUUGUGUGCAAUGUUUUCCAUAAAAAAUCUGGCAAUUC
Molecule: messenger RNA, 1791 nt
Organism: Daphnia pulex (common water flea)
Lineage: Eukaryota; Metazoa; Arthropoda; Branchiopoda; Diplostraca; Daphniidae
Product: chitin deacetylase 8-like
Exons: 9
Coding region: 251-1582 (443 amino acids)
Biological process (GO): carbohydrate metabolic process
Molecular function (GO): hydrolase activity, acting on carbon-nitrogen (but not peptide) bonds
Source: RefSeq, a predicted model, not a curated record